Suillus plorans is the source of this 1008-nucleotide messenger RNA. RefSeq lists its product as uncharacterized. NCBI's taxonomy places the organism in Eukaryota, Fungi, Basidiomycota, Agaricomycetes, Boletales, Suillaceae. The transcript has 7 exons. The coding region runs from base 1 to 1008 and encodes 335 amino acids. The record is from RefSeq and is a predicted model, not a curated record.
AUGCCUCAGGGCGCCUACUUCACCUACCAUCCAGUGUUAGAUGGCACACCAUGUGAUGCUGAGGGUUUUGAUUUACCUCUGGACCAGCCUCCCAACCACCCACCUCACCCAGAACAUGAUACCUGGCAUCCUUUUCCUUCCCAUGGCCAUUUUGAGCUUGCCGACUUCAUCUUCCACUGCAAUCAAAUGCCUGCAAAACAAAUAGACGACUUGAUGCAGGUCCUUGUACAUUUCAACGAAACUCAUGGCGAUCCACCUUUCAAUAGUGAUGCCCAUCUUUAUGACUCCAUCAACUCCAUCUCUUCACACGAUGUUCAGUGGCAGUCAUUGUCUCUCCGACACCCUGACUUCGAGAUACUCCAGAAUGAUCCUGACACUGCUCCAUGGAAAUGUGUUGAGUAUGAUGUUUGGUAUCGAGACCUGUUCUUUGGUGAGCAAGGUCAGCAGGUCUGGACAGAUCUGAUGACUGGAAAUUGGGCAUGGGGCCAAUGUAAUACCCUUGCAGAUGAUCCAGACUGCCAUGGCGCUAUGUUCAUGCCAGUUAUUCUCAGCAGUGACAAGACUACAGUUUCAGUAGUGACCGGUCAAAACGAUUACUAUCUGUUAUAUAUAUCUGCCAGCAACCUCCACAACAACAUUCGAUGUGCACAUCGAGAGUCUAUUAUCCUGAACAGCUGUUGUUAUCAUGCAUUGUUCAAAAUUGGUGUCCGCAUGGGACUGCUGAUCCCAAAAACAUGGAUGGGACACAAUCCUUUCACAGCAUAUUUUCCGCGUGCUGAUAUCCAUGAACUUCUUGCCCCCGAUAUUCUUCAUCAGAUUAUCAAGGGCACCUUCAAAGACCAUCUCGUCAAGUGGGUUGACGAGUACCUUGUGAUAACAUAUGGCGAAGCACAAGCUGAGUUGAUAUGGGCUGAUAUUGAUCAUUGGUACCAACAUUGCUGUGGUCCCAUCAUUUCUGGGUCUUCGAUGAUUUCCAUAGGGCCAAAGAUUCAAGCAGUGGACAGGUGA